CCGCCAAUUUUUAUUUAUUUUUGACAAAAUUACAAAAUCAUUUUUUUCUUUUAUCUAUAAUUGAAAUGCAGAUAUGUCAGGUAGAGACCAUUUCCUCGUAACCGGUCGGAUUUCACGAGAUUUCCGGCGAAACUCCGACAAUAAGUCCGCAUGGGGAACCAACGUCAUGCUCUACCCGGAGUCUCUAAACCUCACUUUCCUCACCAUGGAACGUAGUCUAACGAGCCACAACGAGUUUGCAAUUCCUUAUCCCACUUACUUUCACCCUACGUCAACCUCCGAGAUCCUCCGCUGGCAAGACAAGAUCAGGCUCACUAACCGGACGAUCCUCUUCUCAUUCGCCGGAGCUCAAAGACCAAUUAGAAACCAGAACGGUUUGGUUCGCACUCAAGUUAUAAAACAAUGCAAGAGCUCAUCUAAUACGUGUAGGUUUCUUGACUGUGACGUCAAAGCCAAUAUUAGCUGCGAUGAUCCGAUCAGUCUGAUGAAACUUUUCGAGAGUUCAGUUUUCUGCUUACAACCACCGGGUGAUUCGUUAACCAGAAGAUCGGUAUUUGAUUCAAUCUUGGCUGGUUGUAUUCCGGUUUUCUUUAACCAAGGUAGCGCAUACAAGCAAUAUAGAUGGCACAUACCUAAGAACAAUAGCGAAUAUUCGGUUUAUAUACCGGUUAAGGAGCUGAGAACCGGGGGAAAGAACAAAAUCGAAGAGAUUUUGCGUGGAAUACCAAAUGAGAGAGUGGUUGGUAUGAGAGAAAACGUAAUAAGAUUGAUUCCGAAGAUUGUGUAUAGUAAACCAAACCGGAACAAACCAGAUGGAGAGAUUCUUGAAGAUGCUUUUGAUGUUGCUGUGAAGGGAGUGGUUAAGGGAAUAGAAGGGAUAAGGAGAAAAGAAUUCAAGACUGAGUAACUAAGUUUAUAACUAAUUAGACAACAAAAAAGAAUAUGUCCUACAUUUGUUAUUGUAUUUAAUUGUUCGUAGGUCUUGUAGUAUGUUGUUCUUAUUCUUUUACUUCAAAUUAGAUUAGUUUAAAGUUUUACUAAUAUACAUACAUAAAAUACCAUGUGAAAAAACGAGAUUUCACUAAGAAAUGAUAAUUCUAAAAUAAAAUCCA
Messenger RNA from Arabidopsis lyrata subsp. lyrata, 1112 nucleotides. Its product is annotated as probable xyloglucan galactosyltransferase GT15. Gene Ontology annotation, molecular function: glycosyltransferase activity. The record is from RefSeq and is a predicted model, not a curated record. NCBI's taxonomy places the organism in Eukaryota, Viridiplantae, Streptophyta, Magnoliopsida, Brassicales, Brassicaceae.